GGCAAAAUAUCCACAUGUACUUUUUUUUAUAUAAAAACGCUUAAAUAUUAAUCUUGACUAACAAUAUAGCAUUAAUUGAAUUCAAAACAAAUUUAUUGCAGCGCAGAAUAAUACUGGGACCCCGAUUUUUUUGCUGCUGUAAAAUAUGUCAAGGGAUGUUGAAAUAAGAUUAAAUUUAAAAAUAUAUGUUUUUUUCAGUAAAUAAAAAUCAAUUAAUACAUAAAAUGUAGUUUCCUGUGUGUUUGUGUAUGUGUGUAACAGGGGAGUGGGUAACACUGAAGACACCACCCAACUAUGUCGGCAGAGGGAGGCGGCGCGAGCGCGCGCGUGUGUGAGCUGGGAUGCUUGCUUCAGCACCACGGACAGCUCCUGUGCAGAGCGCAGCCGGCGCGGGAGGAUCUGCGCAGCUUGGACAAUGAAAGCAAAUGAAUUCGGAAAUUGGAUACUUUUUGUUUUUAUUCCCUCUACUGGAAAUAAACACAUUUUUUUAUUUUAGUAACCAGUCGUUUGUAAUGACAGUACUCCAUCAGAGUGACUAAAGUCUGUCAAAUUUAAUCCUAAUCUCAAUCUGAAAGGAGUUUCAAAUGUAAGCGAGAAGGCAGCAUUAGUAAAUCGAUUUUAUUCUAAAAAUGUUUAUCUAAGUUGCUCACUUUUUUCGUCGUUGGGCGCGUGCGCCAGCUGGAAAAUACUCCCGGAGCCAAAUGUCCGCAGAGGAAGUUUCUCUUUCAGAAGAUGCAUUAGGCUUCUUUCAGCCUCCUCGUCCCUCAUCAUGCUGUUUUCCCAGAGGCUACGACAGUCCUGUGUGAGCCUUUGAUGCGCCAGGAUCCAUUUAGCCUCACUGAUUCUCCGCUCGAACUCACACAGAAGUCGUUCACAAAGGGACAUCACUAUCUCAGUGGAUUAAUAUAUUUGUAUUUUUGCGAGAUGAAGUUGAAGGCUGUGCGUCACGAGAGCUGGAGACACGGUUUGCGCAACUUUUGACACCCGAUUCCCUCCCUUCAUUCAUUCUUUGGAGACUUGAGUGUUGAUGACAGAAACGAUGGCGCUGAGUGUGAAUUGCAGGACUAACCCCAAAGAGCAGGCGUCCGUCCAGAACAGCUUCCCAGAUGUGGUGGAGUUGAACGUGGGAGGGCAGGUGUACUACACGCGUCACGCAACUUUGGUGAGCACCCCCAAUUCAUUACUAGGCAAGUUAUUUUCCUCCAAAAAAGACGCAUGUAAUGAUUUAGCCAGGGACCCCAAGGGUCGCUACUUCAUCGACAGGGAUGGCUUUUUGUUCCGAUACGUGCUGGACUACCUCCGGGACAAGCAGGUCGUCCUGCCGGACCACUUCCCGGAAAAAGGGAGGCUCAGGAAGGAGGCUGAGUACUUCCAGCUGCCCGAUUUGGUGAAGCUCCUGACCUCUGAGGAUGCCAAGUUCAGCCCGGAUGAUUACAUCCUCAGUGACUAUGAGGAUGGCUCGCAGGGCAGCGACCACCGGCAGUGCCCCCCGCCCUCGCUCGUCCCCGCGGACAGAAAGAGCGGCUACAUCACGGUGGGGUACCGGGGGUCGUGCACCGCGGGCCGGGAGAGCCAAACCGACGCCAAAUUCAGGAGGGUGCCCCGGAUACUUAUAUGCGGAAGGGUGGCCCUGGCCAAAGAGGUGUUUGGGGAGACUCUGAACGAGAGCCGGGACCCGGACAGGACGCCGGAUCGCUACACCUCCCGGUUUUACCUGAAGUUCAAACACCUGGAGAGAGCGUUCGACAUGCUGUCGGAGUGCGGCUUCCAGAUGGUGGCGUGCAACUCCUCCGUCACAGCCUCGUUUGUCAACCAGCACACCGAGGACAAAAACUGGUCCAGCUACACUGAAUACGUCUUCUACCGUGGUGCAUCACGUUGGUCGUCCCCUCCAUGUGACUGCUGCUGCAAGAACCACAAGGGUGACGGCGAAGGCGAGAGCGGCACCUCCUGCAAUGAUCUUUCCACCUCCAGCUCUGAGAGCCAGUCGGAGGCUAGCUCCCCCCAGGGAACUGUCAUCUGCGGUCCAGUCAGUCGUCAGUCACACCCGCACGCCAAGGUCCAGACCCUAGAUAGACCACCAAAAAAAGGCCCUGUCACCAUGCUUCAGCAGUCGGAACAGCGACGGAAGAGUGACUUGCUGCGCACUCUUACAGCCAGCUCCCGUGACACCAGCUCCUCCAAGAAAAGGCCGGCGAAAGAGAAGCUAACAGUCGAGGAGGAGCUCGAAAAGUGCAUUCAAGACUUCCGCAAGAUCAAGAUCCCGGAGAGAUUUCCUGAGAGGAAGUACAUGUGGCAGGCUGACCUGCUGAGAAAGUACCGCCUCUGAGCCUGGACAGCGGAGACAGGAGGGAAGCAAACUCACGGCCAAGGAUCAGUUUAUGUGUUUUUUUGCUCAUGACUUUUACAACAGGUUUCUGGAAGACAAAAGGAGGAUAAAAAUCUUCACAGAAACCAAACAGAACCCUAUAAAACGAUUGUUGAUAAUAUGUAGUAUGUAUGUGAGUACGUAGUUUAGCCCGUGUGUAUAGCGUUGGUGCGUGCUGUAAACCACAGAAUGCAUUAGGACUUCACUGACUCCAUGGGACCAAUGCCAGUGCAGCCAACUGAUGAUCUGUCAAAGGGAACAUUUGGUGUUACUGGUGGCUACUGGACUGCACAAAUUGUAGCAUGUCACCAUAUCACUAAAAAAAAAAAAAAAAAGAACACACUUAUCACCACAUUUUUGUUCCAAAAACACGCUGAUCGAGUGUGAGAAUGUGUGAUAACAUGUCUGUUUCCAGUUGGCCUGGAAAUCACAGAUAGAUCUGCAUCUGGACCUGUUAUCAUUUCAGGGAAAUCCAACACAACUAACUCUAGAGAUCUCUGCAGCCAUGGCACAAACAGCUGAGUUGAUUGCUUUACUUUUUAGGUAACAUUUGGGGACCACAAAGGCAGGAGGAGAAACGAUUUCAUCAGCAUCUCAAUUACUUUUCUUCUUCGGAUAUUAGUUAUGUUGCCAAGGUUUCCCCGAGAGAGCGUCAAACUGCUGCACAACGCUUUGAUUUUUCGCUGUGUUGACUGGAUAUUGAGUAUGAGGGUUAAGUGAAAGAAUAGUCCAGCUAUAGGGGGGAGUAGAAGGUCAAAACAACUCAGCAGAAAGGUCAGUCAUAAGAACACAGCUUUAGUCACUUAUACUUGAUAAAAAUAAUUAUUCUCACACAAUCUUGAGAUAAUUUAAUCCUUGUUACCACAGUAUAGAGAGAAAGAGGCCGUCCUGCUGCAUUUGUCAACACAAAUGCUUUCCUCAGCACACUGUCUGCUGACAGGCUAGUCAAUAUUUAUUGAUGAUGGCUCAGUUGAUGGACCUAGCGUAUGGCUUUUAACAAGUAAAAAUGAAGCACUUGGGUGCUUGAAAAAGACAAGCUGCCCAUGGUGUUAGGGAAAAUUAGCUUUUAUCGAUGUUUUGUUUUUACAGUUCUGGUUCUGUGGGAGACGACGGCAAACAGCAUGUUUAAAAGAGCCACUAGGAAGCACAAUUUCUGUAUAGUUUGUAGAUUGUUGUUCUGUUCAAAAAUAUACUGAUGACAAAUUCAUGACAGAAUGUAUAGGGCAAAAAAAAAUCAUACUUCAUGAACAAUUUAUGAGUUUGACGUUUUUUCUCCAUAGUUUUAAAAUUAAAUUCUAUUGUCAAAUUAAAAAUAUUCAAAGGUUAGCAUUUUUUUAGUCUUUUUUCAGCACAUCCCUCUAAAUACUAAAGAUUUUACAGUUAAAUUCAGUGUGCAAUAGAAAUACUAUUUAAAUAAACUAUUGCUAAACUAUCAGAAAAUGCAUUUUAGUAAACCCAAAAGCACAGAGAAUCUAUAAACUCAGCAUCUGUAGGCACAAGACAUGAAAGCUCUUUCAGGAAUAAGCAAAGUGGAGCUGAGAGUAAUAGUAAUUUUGAUGUAUAAGAACAGCCUUUAUUCAAAAAUGUAUAUAUGAAGAGUUCAAACCAGUUAAAGAAAUGUUUUAAAGUUGUAGAAACUAAAAUUUAGAGCAAACACAACUGAGAGAAAGUGAUAGAUUAAGAGUCAUUAAGAGUUUAUGGACAAAAAAUACGUUAAAAACAAAAAAAUAUAUUUAUUAUAGUUAUUUUUCUAUCUAAAGCCCUUUACUUUAAAUAUUAAAGCAAAAGCCUUUAAAUUGUCCCCCCAAAAAUGUAUCUGCUGUAAAAGAAGCUCCUAUUCAGUUUUAUUCUUUGGCGCCCAUCUGUCUGCUAUUGUGUAUUUUAGUUUAGGUUACAGUAAAUCGCCGCAGUAGGUGCUACAACCGUUCUCCUCAUGUCAAUACAAAGGAAUAUGACUUAUUUUUCUACACAACUGGGAUAUUACAUUUUCACCUUUAAGCAAUUUAUCAAAUCCGUUGAAACUGAAAUAUGUUAUUUUUACACGACAUAUCAUGUAAAUAAACCCCAUAACUCAUACCCAAGCGGACCAAUGUAAUAUAGUGUAAGAUGCAAAUCCAGCAGCCUUUGCUGCUUCUCUGAUCUUGGGUAUGCAGAAGAUGAGAAUGGCCACUUCAGCGAAUAUUUUUCUUUUUUUCUAAGAUUAUGACUUAAUAAUUUGUUACUAUGAAAUAAAAACGGUUUUCUGAAGAUAAUGGAAUAAAAUUAUGGCUCAUUUUCUCACAAAAAAAUAUAAAUCUUUUUCUCCAGAAAAUGAAAACUUUAACUUGUUUGGAGAUCAGUAAAAAAAAAAAAAAAAAAAAAAAAAAACACUUCAAUUAGUUCAAGAUGUGAGCUAAAACACAGGAUCAUCACUAAUUGUUUAAUUAUUGACUACCUUAUUUGUGGGGAAAUUCAGGCACAACUUUUACUAAGUUAAACAACUUUGAGAAGAUUAGUAAAAUACAAUCAUCUCCAAUAACCUUUUUGUUUGUUUUCUCAACAUUCAAUAUUCUAAGAUUUAAUACUAGCCAUGAUUUGAUCCUGUUAUCUUGAGUAAACAGGUCUUAUGACCCACUCCACUGAAAUUUCUGCUUUUUCUUUAUGCUGAUGGUGGACCUACAUAAGUAAAAUAAAAGAGAUUGCUCACCAUUUUGGCUUCCCUGUUAAUGUUCAGUUGAUUUUUUGAGGAGUUGUAAGCUGGCAGGAGAGAGUGUAAACAUAUGGAUGAUGGGGAGUGGGGGGAGACUUACUCCACGAGUCAAGUUUCCUGCUGCUCUGCAGAAACUAUGUCAUAGAAGAUGACUGAUUUUAAACUUUGGCUAAAAAUUGUAUAAUUAUAACAAUAUAUUGUUACGUCCCCAAUGGGCAAAUCUGCCACGAGUCCAGGGGAUAAAAACAAAAGUGGACAGUAACAUAAAAACUGGACACCAAGGGUAAAAGGAACUCAGUUUAAUAAAUAAAAAAAUAGCUUGCUGGUUCAAGCAACAACACAAAAGGGAUUGGAACCUUGGCCAAACAUAAAAUAAGUCAUGGAGACUGCUGACCCAGCCAUGUCAACUGUCUGAGUCAGCAACUCCUGCUAACAAAAAUCUACCUAAAGAAAACAAAUAAACAAAGCUGGAAAAUCAAGACUACAAAGGUCCAACCCCAAACUAAAAUAACAAAACCCAGCAGUGUAAGACUACUGAGGACAAAAAGGGAAAAAACCCAGCUGCCUCCUGUCCUGCUCCCUGCCUGGCUGAGUGAGGCCUUCUCCAUCUUGAAUGGUCAGCUGGUGCCAAAACCAACAAACACUCAAAAUAUAACCACAGUGGGACUUUAAUAAACGGAAAAAUAUUCGCAAACAUGGCCAUUGUCGUCUUCCGUAAACACUACUACUACACAUUUGAUUUAUUUAUUUAUUUUUUUGAGAGAGAGAGAGAAGAUAGAAAACAUGCAUGCGACGAUAUAUUUUAACACCUGUGGCAAAUAAUAUAACUUUUUUAAAACUGGGAUCCAGAUUUAGUGUUGCAAAUAGGAGUUCCUGGUCACUUAAGAAAGAACAUAACCUGAUUAUAAGUACUGAGACUCUUCAAUACUAUCAUGUCUGCUUCAGUUUCACAUACAAAAACUAAUAAUAAUGUCAAAAGCAACAAAAGAGGUCUGGGUGUAUAGCAAUGAUUGCAAUUCCUCAAUGCUAACUUGAUUAUGACACCAAUAAUUUGGCUUGUUUCUGAGUCCUUUCAUCAGAGAAGGUCACACUGAAAGGAGCCAACAAUCAAAUUAAGAAGUCUAAAGUAAUUUCACUCUCAUAAUGAACAUGAUCGCUAUUUUUCAACACAUUAACACGCCUGUCCUUUGCAAUGCUAACAUAUAGCUGCAGGAAAUCAAGUAGUAAAAAAAAAAAGCAACACGGAAAUACAGACAAAGCGCCUUAAGUGCUUUGUGCGUUGAAUAAAAUAUUCAAGUGCUUGAACGGGUGAGAGCACCACACUGGUGUGAGGAGUCAAAUGGAACUCAUAAAUGGAAAAAUUAAUGGAAAAAAUGUACCAGAACAGAUUGUUUUUAGGUCAGUAGUAAAUAUUGGUUUAUGUAAAUGUUGCAAUUGAUGGAAAAUCCCAUUUUAAACUGGACUUUGACAUAGUUUAUGAACAUUUAGCUUAAACCUGAAAAACAAAGCUAUACUAUACUAUCUUUAGACAUUACACACAUUACUGAUACAUUUUUGUUUGUAUAGUCUAACAGUAAGUUUGGAAAAAUUAGAAAAUUAAAUAUUUAUUUAUAACUGCACCAAAUACUAACACAAAAUCUAUAUAAAGCUGUAUGUUUGGACAAAACAAAUGCAUUGUGGGUGGCAUUUUAAUGUAUAAUAUUGUUUUUUUUUUUAGAGUCUUGUACUUUUCAAUUUGAAAUCCAGCUAAAAUGUGGUUGUAAGAUGAUGAAUUGUGUCUGCCUGACUCUGCCUGCCUUUUUUUAGAACUGUACUGGGUAUAUUGUUCCCUCUGUGAGCAAAACAAGGUCGGUCACGCAAGUCUAUAAUGACCAGCAUUUUCAUGCUAAUGAACAGAGGGAGAUGAUAGAAACCAAGACACCUGGUGGCCUUUUUAGAAUUAACUACAGUUCUUUUUUGCACAAUGUAUAUAGAGUAGUAAAAAAAAAAUAAGAAAAAAAACACAAACAAGGAAGUAUUUAAAUCAGUCAUGCACAACGCAGCCACAGCUCUGUCCGUCGCAAUCAAAGGGUUUGUUUCAAAAUGGGCUGAAGUGAACAUUUCUUUUAUUCUGGGAGUUAUUUGGCCAAGCGUAAAAAACAAUUUAUGUAAAUUUCACUAGUUACAUUUUUUUUGAAAGUGAGAUGUUUUUCUAUAUGAAAGCAAAAUUCUGAAAUGAUGUGACAUUCAUCUGUUUAUGUUGUUCCAGAGUGCCCCCCUCUUAUAUUUGUUUUCCACUAAAGCUAUGGCCUGCUAGAGUAGCAAAUAUACACGACUGGAGCCCGUCUUUAUUUAUUUUUUCUUUAGUCUUAUGAAUCUGCCAACCAUAAAAACCAUCCUGACAUCCUCCUGGCAGAUCUGGAACUCAUCGUUUCAAACAAAGGGCCUUUUUUAAUGUAUGUUAAUGUGGCACAUAAAGACACACAAAAAUGAAAAUAAAAAAUAAUGUGAGCAUGUUGGUAUACAAAUCUUAUAACAGAUCUAACUUAGUCUGUUCUUGUGAAAAAGAUCUUUUUCAGAACUUUUACUUGACAAAGAAAAGAAAUCAGAGCAGAGAAAAAAAGAUAAGCACAAGUGUGUUGAUAUAUUUGCUGUUCUUCAACAAGUAUGUAAAAAAUAUCAGAUAAAAAGUAAACUGCGAUGUAACCAAUCUCUUGCAAAACACAGCAACUCUUAUCUGAAGGUUAUCGGAAAACUUGCUGAAUAAAAACAUCUGGGUGGAAAUAUUGUUUUUCUGACUGUAGGAUUUGCUGAAACCAGUUGAUCUUUUUUUCUUAUUUUUCUGAUCUUUGAACUUUGAAGACACAACACAGAUUUAAUGUUCAAUGUGAAAUAGCCUGAAACCAGUGGUGAGAGUUGCUUUGUAUUCUAGGUGUGACGUCAUGUUUCUAUGUCUGCCUUUAGAGACAGUACAAAACUCAUCUGAGAGUCUUUAGAUAGGAAGCAUAGAGUCAUUUCAGAAAUGUGUGAAUACAACCAAUAAACAACACAUUCUCUACAGUGAUCCAUGAGUCACUUUGUGCUCAAAAUAAAGUGGUUAUGUCAAUGCUUGAA
Molecule: messenger RNA, 8150 nt
Organism: Oryzias melastigma (Indian medaka)
Lineage: Eukaryota; Metazoa; Chordata; Actinopteri; Beloniformes; Adrianichthyidae
Gene: kctd16b
Product: potassium channel tetramerization domain containing 16b
Exons: 2
Coding region: 1028-2329 (433 amino acids)
Biological process (GO): protein homooligomerization; regulation of G protein-coupled receptor signaling pathway
Cellular component (GO): presynaptic membrane; postsynaptic membrane
Molecular function (GO): protein binding
Source: RefSeq, a predicted model, not a curated record